ACAGCUAAUGAGAAUCACCUACAAACAAACCCACAACUUACACCAAGGACAGCUUGGUAGGAAUGUUGGGAAUACUGGGAAUACUGGGAACAGUGGAAUACCGCAACUUAAACCUGCUGCUGACUCUGAACACUGAAUGUGAGUUUUAGAAGAACCAACAGUCAUUAGACAAGGUUACUUUCAGGGAACAUUCGAGAGGACGAGGUGGUGUCACGACUGACUGACUGACUUCCUGUUUGAACUGUCUGACUGGUGAGUUUUUAUCUUCCCUCAGAGACAAAAUGGCUUCCAGCUCAGAGGAGGAUCUCUGCUGUCCUGUUUGCCAUGAUGUUUUCAAAGAUCCUGUGGUCCUGUCAUGCAGCCACAGUUUCUGUAGAGCCUGUCUGCAGAGCUGGUGGACAGAGAAACCAACAAAAGACUGCCCAGUUUGUAAGAGAAGAUCUUCAAAGAGUGAUCCGCCUCGGAACCUGGUGUUGAAGAACCUGUGUGAGGCCUUCUUACUGCAGAGAGACCAGAGAGCUUCAGCAGGGCCAGAGCUCCUCUGCAGUCUGCACUCUGAGAAACUCAAGCUCUUCUGUCUGGACCAUCAGCAGCCAGUGUGUCUCGUCUGUCGAGAUUCAGAAACUCACACCAACCACAGAUUCAAACCUGUCAACGAAGCUGCACGAAACCACAAGAAGGAACUUCAGGAAUCCCUGAAGCCCUUACAGGAGAAACUGGAGCUCUUUAAUAAAGUUAAAGCAAACUGUGAUGAAACAGCAGCGCACAUUAAGGUCCAGGCCCGACGCACAGAGAGGCAGAUUAAGGAGGAGUUUAAGAAGCUUCACCAGUUUCUCCAAGAGGAAGAGGAGGCCAGGAUGGCCGCUCUGAGGGAGGAAGAGGAGCAGAAGAGUCGGACGAUGAAGGAGAAGACGGAGGCUCUGAGCAGAGAGAUAGCAGCCCUUUCAGACACAAUCAGAGCCACAGAGAAGGAGCUGAGAGCUGAAGACGUCUCAUUCCUGCUCAACUACAAGGCUACAGUGGAGAGAGUCCAGCGCCCCCUGCUGGAGGAUCCACAGCUGCUCUCAGGAGCUCUGAUAGACGAGGCCAAACACCUGGGCAACCUGAGCUUCAGCGUCUGGGACAAGAUGAAGGACGUGGUCUCCUACACUCCUGUGGUUCUGGACCCCAACACCGCCAACACAGACCUCGUCCUGUCUGAAGAUCUGACCAGUGUGAGACGAGGAGUGGGACGGAAACUUCCUGACAACCUAGAGAGGUUUGACCGCUUCAUGGCUGUCCUGGGAUCUGAGGGCUUCAGCUCAGGGACUCACAGCUGGGACGUGGAGGUUGGAGACAAUACAGACUGGGAGCUGGGUGUUUUGUCAGAAUCUGUCUGGAGGAAGGAAAAUGUAGAGUCUGGAUUAUGGGGAAUAGAAUUCUUUGAUGAUCAGUACAUGUCAUUUUCCCCAUCAAAUCCAGACACCGCUCUCUCACUGGGCUACAACAUCCAGAGGAUCAGAGUCCAUCUGGACUGGAACAGAGGACAGCUGACCUUCUCUGAUCCUGACACUAACACACACAUACACACCUUCACACACACUUUCACUGAGAAGCUGUUUCCAAUGUUUAGCACUGGAAAUGAAGUGCCUCUGAACAUCUUACCAGAACAGUACAGUGAUGAUGAUGAUGAUGAUGAUGAUGAUGAUGAUGAUGAUGAUGAUGAUGAUGCCACCAACAGUAAUGUUAAUGUGAGAGAUUUGGCUGAUGGUGGCAAUGGUAAUGAUGCUGAGGGUGAUGACAAUACCAGUUCCUCCAGCGUUCUGGCUUUUUGGGAAUGUUGUGGCCUAACAUUUGCGAUUUUAGAAUAAUUUUUGUAAAAAAAACAAAAACAAAAACAAAAACAAUUGAUACAUGUUUUAUGUUUUUUUUGUUUGCUUUUGCAAAAAACUGUUUUCUUCUGAUUAUCAUUACUGAAUGCUAAAAAAGUGAAAUUCUUCAUGUUUAAAGUUAUAGUACACAGAACCUCACAGUAAAUAUUCAGUGUCAUUUAUACUGAAAGAUGCCAAGAUUUGUUCCGUGCAGCAUCUGAACGCCAAAAAAAACCCCCUGAAAUACACAGAACUUGUAGUGCUCGCUAGCAGCAUCCUCUGUGUUUUGUGUUUCUCUGUGUGUCUUUCUCCUAAUCUCCAGCAGGUGGGUUCCGGCGCAGGCGGUGGCAGCUGUUGGUUCACAGCUGCAUUCCAUCAGUCAUCAACUACCUACAGUUUAAAACCCCGGCUCACUUUCCACUCAUCGCCAGAUCGUUGACGUUAACCCAGUGAAGUCCUGCCUGCUCGCUGCCUCACCAGACCCACACCUGCCUUGUCUCUCAGCCACUCCUGCCACCUGCCUUCCCUGCCACCUCCACAUCCAGCAGCCCUUUCAUCGCCUUCCACUCCCGGCUUCAUCACCUCCUCAAACCAUAUCCACCUCCUCAGAAAUAAACUCCUUAACCGCUGCCUUGCCUCCGUCUGCAUUUUGGUCCUAUUCCUGUUGUGUCCCUUUUUAACAGAACUGAAC
Myripristis murdjan (pinecone soldierfish) is the source of this 2541-nucleotide messenger RNA. RefSeq names its product E3 ubiquitin-protein ligase TRIM39-like. Gene Ontology annotation, molecular function: zinc ion binding; protein binding. The record is from RefSeq and is a predicted model, not a curated record. The transcript is spliced from 2 exons. NCBI's taxonomy places the organism in Eukaryota, Metazoa, Chordata, Actinopteri, Holocentriformes, Holocentridae. Bases 282 to 1850 code for a protein of 522 amino acids.